AAGUUCUUUUGGUUACUUCAUCAAACAGCCAACACAAUGGGGGAAGUGGAGGAAAUGUCCCAUAAACACUAUGAAAAGGGAACCAGAAAACCUAACAUGUAAUCUUAGAGUAAUGACAGCAUUAGAAAACAAACCUACAAGAGAGAACACCUUCCAGAACUAUCUGAGAUGCAUGAAAAGCCAACAUUCACUAAAGCUGGAGCUCUACUAAGUCUGUACAAAGAUAAGUGGCAUAUUUGACCUUCACCAUGAUUAACAAGCAUUUCUUUGAAAUUGUGUUGGUGCUGUUGGCCUCUUCUACCCUCUUCUCCGUCGGACUGAAACUGGCUCUCAUCCAACAAAGAGUAAACAGAGAGAGUUUAAGACUCUGGAAUAAAUUGCAAAAAUCAUCAAUUCAGCAGUGUCUACCACACAGGACAAACUUCCUACUUCCCCAGCAGUCUCUGAAUCGUCACUGGGACCAGAGAGGACAGGCACUGGUCAUUCUUCAUGAGAUGCUUCUGCAGAUCUUCAACCUCUUCAGGGCAGAUAUUUCUCUGCAUGGUUGGGAGGAAAGGCACAUGGAGAAUUUCCUCACUGAACUUCAUCAACAGCUGGAAUACCUAGAAGGGCUUAGAGACCUGGAAGCAGAGCAGAAAAGUGGCAUUCUGAGUGGUAAGAACCCUAGGUUGCAUGUUAAAAUGUACUUCUGGAGGAUCCAUGAUUACCUGGAAAACCAGGAGUACAGCCGCUGUGCCUGGACCAUUGUUCGAGUAGAAAUCAACCGGUGUCUGUUCUUUGCCUUCCAACUGAUAAGAAAGCUAAGAAAACAAGAAAUGGAUUCCUUGAAGAAUGUAGAGCAAGAGCCAACUGCAGGCUUUAAAAGCAUAGGGUAG
Mirounga angustirostris (Northern elephant seal) is the source of this 875-nucleotide messenger RNA. RefSeq names its product interferon epsilon (gene IFNE). The coding region runs from base 249 to 875 and encodes 208 amino acids. Lineage: Eukaryota; Metazoa; Chordata; Mammalia; Carnivora; Phocidae. Gene Ontology annotation, molecular function: cytokine receptor binding. Gene Ontology annotation, biological process: defense response. The transcript has a single exon. Gene Ontology annotation, cellular component: extracellular region. The record is from RefSeq and is a predicted model, not a curated record.